This is a messenger RNA of Protobothrops mucrosquamatus (brown spotted pit viper), 1339 nucleotides long. RefSeq names its product DAZ associated protein 1 (gene DAZAP1). The record is from RefSeq and is a predicted model, not a curated record. Gene Ontology annotation, cellular component: cytoplasm. Gene Ontology annotation, molecular function: RNA binding. Lineage: Eukaryota; Metazoa; Chordata; Lepidosauria; Squamata; Viperidae. The transcript is spliced from 13 exons. The coding region runs from base 1 to 1227 and encodes 408 amino acids.
AUGAAUAGCGUCGGGGGCGCCGACGAGAUCGGGAAACUAUUUGUAGGAGGCCUAGAUUGGAGCACCACACAAGAAACCCUUCGUAGCUAUUUUUCCCAGUAUGGGGAAGUUGUCGACUGUGUAAUAAUGAAAGAUAAGACUACAAAUCAGUCACGCGGAUUUGGAUUUGUCAAGUUCAAAGAUCCCAACUGUGUGGGAACUGUCCUGGCCAGCAGACCCCAUACGUUAGAUGGCCGAAAUAUUGAUCCCAAACCCUGUACACCUCGAGGAAUGCAGCCUGAGAGAACACGACCAAAGGAAGGAUGGCAAAAAGGAUCCAGGAGUGAUAGCAAGUCUCAUAAAAUUUUUGUUGGUGGGAUCCCUCACAACUGUGGCGAAACGGAGCUCAGGGAAUACUUCAAGAAGUUUGGAGUGGUUACCGAAGUGGUAAUGAUUUAUGACGCAGAGAAACAGCGACCCCGAGGUUUUGGAUUUAUUACUUUCGAGGACGAACAAUCAGUGGACCAGGCUGUCAACAUGCAUUUUCACGACAUCAUGGGCAAAAAAGUGGAGGUGAAGCGGGCCGAACCUCGGGAUAGUAAGAGCCAGACUCCAGGGCCAACAGGCACCAGCCAGUGGGGAAGCCGGAUCAUGCCAAGUGCUGCCAAUGGCUGGGCAGGACAGCCCCCACCUACCUGGCAACAAGGAUACGGACCUCAAGGUAUGUGGGUACCAGCUGGACAAGCACUUGGUGGGUAUGGUCCCCCUCCACCAGGUAGAGGAGCGCCACCUCCGCCACCGCCUUUUACCUCGUACAUUGUUUCGACACCUCCAGGAGGAUUCCCACCCCCACAGGGUUUCGCACAGGGCUACGGCACUCCUCCACCCUUCAGCUUUGGGUAUGGUGCCCCACCUCCUCCACCUGAGCAGUUUGCUCCUGCCGGUGUUCCUCCACCGCCUGCCACCCCUGGGGCAACACCACUCGCUUUCCCUCCGCCUCCCCCGCCAUCUCAGCCAACUCAGGACAUGAACAAGCCUCCAGCUGCCCAGCCAGAUUUCCCCUAUACCCAGUUUGGAUAUGGACAAGACUUGAGUGGCUUUGGACAAGGCUUUGCCGACCCCAGCCAACAGCCCCCCUCCUAUGGAGGCCCUUCAGUACCACCCUCCAGUGGGCCGCCCGCAGGGGGCAGUGGUUUUGGCCGUGGACAGAACCAUAACGUUCAAGGUUUUCACCCCUACCGACGCUAGCGUGCCCACCUAGAAAUCAGGGAGUUCUGUCCAGAGCAGGAUAUCUGGUAUCAGCUGAAACCCAGGAAGGCCCAGACUUAUGAACUUGUGACAAUCACCUACUUUACCAGAG